AUGGGGCUUGGAGAGUUUAUGUAUGGCCUUGAUGCCUUCAGACAACCUUCUGCACCAUCCGAUUUCAAUAACAUUCCUUUGAUAAACAAUCUACGAAAAGAGCUUCUGCAAAGCAAGACAAGCAGAAAAGGGAAACCGGUGAGUUGGAACAUUGAUAAAGAUACCAAGAGACGGAUCAAGCCUGGGAAGAGAUUGAUUCCUCUUGCGGCGUAUACUUGCCAUAGUGAGAAACCUUUAAUUGCCAAUAAUGACGGAGAUGUGUCUGAUUCCAAUACCAUUAACAUUCUAGAUAAAUCGACACUAUUGCUGAUAAGAUCUCUUGGCUACUCAAGUUUGCGACCUAUUGGCAUUGAUAAAACCCUAAAAGAGAUCGAAAAGGAGAAGGGAAGUAAACAGAACAAGCAACAAAAUGAACACAAUUCAGGGCAAGAACCAAUACUUAAUGCCUACCAAACUUCCUCUUCAUUUAUUGUGUCAAAUCAUAAUCAUCAACAUACAGAACAAUCGGUACUGCUGACAGCACAAGUUGGUGAACAAUCUGAAGAAGAGUACGAUCAAAGUUAUGAUUACGAUAACGAGUAUGCGGAAGUUCACGAACAAGGAUCUAUGCUCGACAGAACGAGAGGUACGUUUGUUGAGGAUUCACAAUUAAUUGAUACAAGUUAUACCAACCGGUCAAGAUCCAGGCAUUCAAAUGUGGAUGCACUGCCAUUUGUAAAUGAAAAUGAGGAUUCGGUCCAUGAACAGCCAUCGUUGACCAUAUCUGAUACUCUAGACUCCGGUGCUCAAGGUUCACGAGUAUCUAGCCUCACCUAA
Messenger RNA from Kluyveromyces lactis, 816 nucleotides. It is a transcript of the gene MND2, whose product is annotated as Mnd2p. Gene Ontology annotation, cellular component: anaphase-promoting complex. The coding region runs from base 1 to 816 and encodes 271 amino acids. The transcript has a single exon. NCBI's taxonomy places the organism in Eukaryota, Fungi, Ascomycota, Saccharomycetes, Saccharomycetales, Saccharomycetaceae. Gene Ontology annotation, biological process: anaphase-promoting complex-dependent catabolic process. The record is from RefSeq and is a predicted model, not a curated record.